Penaeus monodon (black tiger shrimp) is the source of this 973-nucleotide messenger RNA. RefSeq lists its product as uncharacterized. The record is from RefSeq and is a predicted model, not a curated record. NCBI's taxonomy places the organism in Eukaryota, Metazoa, Arthropoda, Malacostraca, Decapoda, Penaeidae. Bases 162 to 854 code for a protein of 230 amino acids. The transcript is spliced from 2 exons.
AAAGCUCCUCCCUCAGCAGUUGCCAGGUGACGGUCCUUGUAUCCAGACACCCCACGUAGAAACGGACUUCUAUUUGUGACUCUUGAUGCUCUGCAGUGAUUCUAAGGCCUUUCGAGAAGACUUCACGGGAGGAAUAUCGCAUUCGAAAAGAUAAUGACGGAAUGAUGUACAAGAUGCGUUUCCUAAGUGCGCUGUACAUGUGGGUCCUCAUUGUGAUCUGCGGUGAGAGAGCAGUGGGACGAAAGUUGCUAGAUGACAUUGUCAAUUGCACAAGAGAGACUGCCACGUCGCCUGCCGUUGUUGACAUAAGUGGAUUAUUUGACUAUGUUCUUUUCAACAUAACAAACGAGUUUGAGUUCAUACAAGUGUCUAUGGAAAUCACCCCAUGUCCCCGAGAAAAAGAAAUCAUAGGGAUGCAUAACCUUACUCGUGAGACGUUCGAUGGAUUGACUUUUCCUCGGUUGGUGCUAAUGGCAUUAGAAUAUGCCGAGGAAGAGGAAAGGCAUGGCUACAAACUCAAGGUGAAUAAGGUGAACUUUUCCGAAUACAUCGCCACAACCGUGACGUGCGGAGAAUUCUUGGGCUACCAAGUGAAGGCUGUGGGCGCUUCUGCUUGCGUCUUGUGGGAACUCGGAAAUCCUCCCACGAUGCACAGUUCCACGAAAAGAACAAAUGCGAAAGGACAUACUACCAUGAGCCGAUUAGACGAACUCCACCAUCGAGCGACAGCUGCUUACGUCGUGGUCCUCUGCUUCACCCUGACGACCUUCUUCGUCUUGCAGCUGGUGAAAAAGUGUAGCGGGAGGAGCGAGCAAGGAGCUGCUGAAAGAGUACCCACCGAAGAAGGACCAUGAACCUCUGCAACAGAAGAACAACAGGAAGUACUGACACUACAGUGAAGUGUUCCAGAGAUGAUGCUGUUUUCUAAAUAAAUGGAUCUGAAAAUUAUAAUAAAAUAUGAGUAAAGGAUAAA